UUACUGGUCCCAGUCCGGUCCCCUCUACUCCAGCACACGUGACCUCCGCCGCCGCUAACCCGCACCAUGGCCCUGCCGGUGCCUCGGCUAUCUAUCCCUGCCGCGCUGGCCUUGGGCUCGGCCGCGCUGGGCGCCGCCUUCGCUACUGGUCUCUUUCUGGGGAAACGGUGGCCUCCGUGGGGGUACAGGCGGCAUCAGCGCCUGCUGCCCCCUCCGGACAAUCCCCUGUGGCAGUAUCUGCUGAGCCGCUCCAUGAGGGAACACCCAGCGCUGCGGAGCCUGCGACUGCUGACCCUGGAGCAGCCGCAGGGGGAUUCCAUGAUGACCUGUGAACAGGCCCAGCUUCUGGCCAACCUGGCGCGGCUCAUCAAAGCCAAGAAAGCUCUGGAUCUGGGUACUUUCACCGGCUACUCGGCCCUGGCCCUAGCCUUGGCGCUUCCCGAGGCUGGCCGCGUGGUGACCUGCGAGGUGGACGCAGAGCCCCCGAAGCUGGGACGGCCCCUGUGGAAGCAGGCAGAAGUGGAGCAGAAGAUCGACCUUCGGCUGCAGCCCGCCCUGCAGACUUUGGAUGAGCUCCUGGCGGCGGGCGAGGCCGGAACCUUCGACAUAGCGGUGGUGGACGCAGACAAGGAGAACUGUACCGCCUACUACGAGCGCUGUCUGCAGCUCCUACGCCCGGGAGGCGUGCUCGCUGUGCUCAGAGUCCUGUGGCGCGGAGAGGUGCUCCAGCCUCAGCCCAAGAACAAGGCUGUUGAAUGUGUGCGGAACCUAAACGAGCGCAUCUUGCGGGACGCCAGGGUCUACAUUAGCCUCCUGCCCCUGGAUGACGGGCUCUCCUUGGCCUUUAAGAUCUAGGGUAACGUCAUGCUUAGGGCUUGGGUGUGAGAAGCUAAGAAACCCAGCCAGUGACCCGACGUUUAAACCUGACAGUAAAGGUACUGGAACACGCGACCUUCUGAGCAUCAAUUUCCGACGUUCAUUUAGGCAGUUUUUCCAGUAAAAUGGUCUCCCUGGCACCAAGGCUCGUGGCCCUAUCUGACCGGAUAGUUUUAAUAAAUUUUCCCUGCUGUACGCAUUGAGUACAGUUCCAACAGGCUCUGAGGGCUUUGAUAAAGGGAGGACCCUGUCUCUUGUGUCCUAGCCACAUGCCACACCUUGUCGACAACACCUAGUUAUGGGUACUUUAUAGCUAGGUCAGGUCUGCUGGCAGUCUACCCACGUUUUCACAGGGCUGUUGCCUCCCCAGUGUGCAGUGGAAACCCUAACAGUGGCUAUUACUCGAGAAGCAACCCUCUUGACCCAAACCAGAGGACCUAAGGUUGGCUGGUAUUUCUAUCUGCCGCCUCACCGGCUUGAGUCCUAAGGGAGGAAAUUGAUGUCCAAGGGUUAAGUAAAGCAGACAGGAGGGUGGGUAGCCAACCUCAUUCAAGGAACCUCAGGAACUUAAAGGCUUUUCCAGCAUAGUCCUUUGUGGGGGACACUAUAAGGAGCCAACCUUUAUUGACCUGGGGCCUGGUGCUUUGCUGUUCUGGAAGAAGGGUGACAUUCUUUAUACUGAGGCACAAAGGACAGUUUCUGGGACCACAGGUUUGCCACCUAUGGUUAAGGCCCAAGUGAAACACACCCAGCAGCAGCUCCAAGUACAGCUGCAUGAGCCCACAACUGAGUCUGUCCAAGCCCCACGUCCCUGCCACACACCAACCCACUGGGAACUAUUCCUUCACAAGUACAUACGGAGGUGCACACAGGGGACCUGGCCACUCCAUUUUGAGAAGUACCUUUGACAUACUGGUAACCCACAUGUGUACUCUAGCCCAGAGCAGAGCCAGCGUGAAGUGCACUUGUUAGCUGAGGAAGGAGCACUAGGCCACGGGACAGUGGGCAUGCACCAUUUCUACUGGGGAAGCCCCAAAGUAAUCCAACAAGUUCACAACUAGACCUCAGGAGUGACGCUCACCUCCAUCUUUGAUUACCCCUCACCUGUGACCUACCUCCUCCCCUGGGCAGUACUACUUUUCCAACUAGAGUCACUAGGUAAUGCAAAUCACCCAGGUGAUGGCUACGGGGGCUGCCAGGGCCCAAACCUCUCAGCUCAGCUUCCCAAUACCUGUCUAUGGGAGAGACUCCGUACACUUCCGCCUUCCUAUCUUGCUGCGAGGCUCAGAAGAAAGGGCUCCCAUGCCUAUUUAACCCUUCAGCACCACUGCUGCUUUUCCUUCCCUCAUCAUCCAUGGAUUAAGUCAUUCACUGGAACUUUGUACAAACUUAGAAACUGCAGAGUAUUAAAGCAUGUAUCCUUGUAUUUUA
This is a messenger RNA of Rattus rattus (black rat), 2307 nucleotides long. It is a transcript of the gene Comtd1, whose product is annotated as catechol-O-methyltransferase domain containing 1. Lineage: Eukaryota; Metazoa; Chordata; Mammalia; Rodentia; Muridae. The coding region runs from base 67 to 855 and encodes 262 amino acids. The transcript has 7 exons. Gene Ontology annotation, molecular function: S-adenosylmethionine-dependent methyltransferase activity; O-methyltransferase activity. The record is from RefSeq and is a predicted model, not a curated record.